This is a messenger RNA of Drosophila rhopaloa, 580 nucleotides long. RefSeq names its product homeobox protein MOX-2 (gene btn). Gene Ontology annotation, cellular component: nucleus. Gene Ontology annotation, biological process: positive regulation of transcription by RNA polymerase II. The transcript has a single exon. Gene Ontology annotation, molecular function: RNA polymerase II cis-regulatory region sequence-specific DNA binding; DNA-binding transcription factor activity, RNA polymerase II-specific. Bases 20 to 496 code for a protein of 158 amino acids. NCBI's taxonomy places the organism in Eukaryota, Metazoa, Arthropoda, Insecta, Diptera, Drosophilidae. The record is from RefSeq and is a predicted model, not a curated record.
ACAACCGAAGAGAUCCGGAAUGAAGAACUCCCACGCGAACGCAGAGUACGAGUCCUGCUACUACGAGGAUAUAACAAAAUCGUGGCUUAAUCAAACUAAAGGAUACACGGACUGCAGUUAUGGAUACAGCCAAAGUGUGACAUCAGCCUAUGUGGAUUACAAUAAAAUUGAGGCUAAUUGGUGUACCGAAUCCACCGAUCAAUGGUUACAAACUGGGGAAACUGAUGGUCACGAUGUGCCAAAACAAACGCAAAAGCUCCGAUCAACAACAUCGAAUCGGAAAGAACGCACAGCUUUCACAAAAUCGCAACUUAAAGAGCUGGAAUCAGAGUUCUGCUACUCCAACUACCUGACACGUCUGCGUCGCUACGAGAUCGCAGUGGCUCUGGAGCUGACGGAACGCCAGGUGAAGGUGUGGUUUCAGAAUCGCCGAAUGAAGUGCAAACGCAUCAAACUGGAGGAACAGAACGAAAGCGUCACCAAAACACAAUUUUAGUUUGUACAAGGACAUAUUUUAACACAAUUCAUCUUACAAAAUGUUUUGCUUACUUAACAACUAUAGUAAAGGUAUUUUAAGCUA